UCAGCUGCGGUUAGCGGGGCUCGCUGGUCGGCCGCCCUGGGAGGGAGGAUGCUGCCCGUUAUCUCGAGGGGGAGGAAAGGGCAGGGGAGGGCGAGUCGCGGCCUCGCCAUGACCCCCCUACCCGCUAUAAUUGUCACGGCUAUGACAAGCACGUCUCGAAUAAAGAUGAAGGCGGCAUCGCCGCCACUUUAGCAUCCGUUAGCAUCCCCCCCACGCCCCUCCUCCCGCUAGCAUCCUCCGCUCGAAUCCCCGAACCUAAGGCAACCCAACGCCCGGCGAACCCCGCGCCGCACGUAAGACGCCGAGCGGGCGGCUUCCCAACCGCUCUCCGUUGCCCGGCAGACAUUGAUUUGCUCGCCUUGGCAAGAACAUGGAAGUGCGCCUAGCGGAUGUUGUUAUGUAACAAAUAAAUGGCACCACACACGCCCUUGAAACAAAAGCUCUGGUUCCAUUUGUUUGUUUGCUUGGACGUGUGAUGGACGCGCAGCACCGGGGCCGGUGGAUUAGAACCAUCCUGCUUGGGUGGAGGGGGUCCGUCCGUGGGGUCGCGACUCAGGAAGCGGCUGCUUGGCCAUUGUGUCGGGUUUGUUGUCUACCACUGGAGGAUCACGAAGCGGCAUUAGAUGCAGAGCACAUUUUGGUAGAUUGAUCCUGUAGUGUCGUGAUAAUUAGACACUACCCCUUAUUUAUUCCGCUAAAGCAAAUGAGACCAGGUUCUUGUUGGCAAUGUUGACCCGGCUGCAGAAUAAGCAAGCAAAAAUAAAAGUGGCCACGUCACAAGAGUUCCCUGAUAAAACCAGUCCGUAUGUGGAAUGGUUACUCGGACCUAACGCACUAAGAAUUUUUGAAAUGCCUUGCAUGUAGAGGAGCACGCCCAGAAAGAUGAAUCCAAAGGUGGAGGAGAAAAGAGAAAAAUGUGGAAGACACAUGGGAAGGAGAGAGCAACGGAGGAGACCGGAAGCUGACUCACCAGGCCAGCGUCUGAGCACAGAAGAAGAGGAGUGGAACAGGAGAAAAGGAAGGAAGGAAACGAGGAGGCAGGAGAGAGAGAGAGAAGGUGACGAGAAGGCGGCGAGGACGGGCCCUCAACCUGGGAGAAUCGGUGACGAAGAGGAGGCGCGCCACAAUGAGCGACCAGAACGUUGUCAAAGAAGGAUGGGUACAAAAAAGAGGCGAGUACAUCAAGAACUGGCGUCCUCGCUACUUCCUGCUGAAGACUGACGGCUCCUUCAUCGGCUACAAAGACAAACCGCAGGAUUCGGACCUGGCUUACCCGCUCAACAACUUCUCAGUAGCAAAAUGUCAGCUCAUGAAGACGGAGCGUCCCAAACCCAACACCUUCAUCAUCCGCUGUCUGCAGUGGACCACCGUCAUCGAGAGGACUUUCCACGUGGACACGCCGGACGAAAGGGACGAGUGGGCGGAGGCCAUCCAGAUGGUGGCCGAGUCGCUGGCCAAGCAGGAGGAGGAGGGCAUCCUGUGCAGCCCCACCUCACAAAUUGAGAACGUCAACGAGGAGGAGAUGGACACCUCCAUCAGCCACUACAAACGGAAGACAAUGAAUGACUUUGACUAUCUAAAGCUUCUGGGCAAGGGAACUUUUGGCAAAGUCAUCCUGGUGCGCGAGAAGGCCAGCGGAACUUACUAUGCCAUGAAGAUCCUCAAGAAGGAAGUCAUCAUUGCCAAGGACGAAGUCGCCCACACGCUCACAGAAAGCCGAGUCUUAAAAAACACUCGGCAUCCGUUCCUGACGUCUCUCAAGUACUCCUUCCAGACCAAGGACCGCCUCUGCUUCGUCAUGGAGUACGUCAACGGAGGAGAGCUCUUUUUCCACCUGUCGCGGGAACGAGUGUUUUCCGAGGACCGCACGCGUUUCUACGGCGCCGAGAUCGUCUCCGCUCUGGACUACCUGCAUUCGGCCAAGAUCGUCUACCGGGACCUCAAGCUGGAGAACCUGAUGUUGGACAAAGACGGACACAUCAAGAUCACCGACUUCGGCCUGUGCAAAGAAGGCAUCACCGACACGGCCACCAUGAAGACGUUCUGCGGCACGCCUGAGUAUCUGGCGCCUGAGGUGUUGGAGGACAACGACUACGGCCGGGCGGUGGACUGGUGGGGCUUGGGCGUGGUGACGUACGAGAUGAUGUGCGGCCGGCUGCCCUUCUACAACCAGGACCACGAGAAGCUCUUUGAGCUCAUCCUCAUGGAAGAGAUCAAGUUCCCGCGCACGCUGUCGGCCGACGCCAAGUCGCUGCUCUCCGGCCUCCUCAUCAAGGACCCCAACAAGCGGCUGGGCGGGGGACCGGACGACGCCAAGGAGAUCAUGCGACACAGUUUCUUUGUCACCGUCGACUGGCAGGACGUCUACGACAAGAAGAUGGUCCCGCCCUUCCAGCCUCAGGUGAGCUCCGAGACGGACACGCGCUACUUCGACGAAGAGUUCACGGCGCAGACCAUCACCAUCACGCCACCGGAGAAAUACGACGAGGACGGCAUGGACGCCGCGGACAACGAGCGGCGGCCUCACUUCCCGCAGUUCUCCUACUCGGCCAGCGGGCGGGAGUGAGCGCCCGCCUCUCGUCCCGACCCGAACCCUGCCCUAAAACCACCCCGCCUGCCUCCUUUCCACCGGCGGCCAUUUUGAGGAAAACACGUAGCCAUUUUAGGGAAAACCAGUACCAGUUGUCCUCUCUGUUGUCCGGGCGGGCGGACGGACGGACGGAAGUCGGGAAGUCUCUCGGUGGACUUUAAAGAGUUUUUUUGCACAGUGGGCUGGCUCGCACCCACGCUAAACAGGAGUUGGCCCCAUUUUUCUGCAGGAGGCCAACUUUGUUCGUAUUUAUUUUUCUCUCCGUCUCAGUAUUACCCACCAUCUUCACGGCCAUCUUGUCCUCCUCGUCCUUGUGGUGAUGAUCGCCCCCCCCCUAUUUUUUUCCCCUUUAUUGCACUUGCGUCGGAAGCCGAAAAUGACGACGAGACGCGUUUUUCUUAUUUUCCCGGGAACAAAGCACCAAAAAACGUUGCCUUACGUGUGCCCACCCUCACCACCGUCGCAUCCGCACGCUUUUCGCUUUGUUUUGCUUUGCUCUGCUCGAGACUAACGCGCAUGACUCCCGGUUCGCCCCGACCGUACCGCACGCCAAAACCACAUUUCCGUUUGUCGUCAUCGCCGCGGGAAUGCUUUCGCUAACGGGGGACGAGCGUUCCUCUCAUCGUUGCUGCUGUGUGACCAUCCCCCCCCCCCCCUCUCACGUGUGCACACGUGCGUACACACACGAUGAGUCAUGCGCACAAAUGUACACGACAACGCGCACGCAGACACACACAGGAAUGUACACGCGUACACACAUACAGACAUGCCAACAUACACGGUUGCGCAGAUACACACAGUACAUGCAGAUACACACAUGUACACGUGGCUACACAAACGUGUAGUUAAACACAUGCAAGACGCCUGUGUUUGAUUGAUGAAAUGCUAAUGUGCUAACGCUAGCAGGGAGGCAUGUUUGGGGCGCGCUUGAUUUAAGUUGAACCCAGCAGCCUCUCGCCCGCAACGACAGUAUGGAUUUCUACCGCGUUAGUGUAGCGAGGAGGCGCUCCAUUUGGCUCGGCCCGGGACCCGACGCGUUUUUUCAGCGCCAAAACUCAGGAGUUGUGCGUCUAGUCUGCCGGAAUCCCUAUCGUUUGUUAUUUUUCAAGGUUAACAAGUUAACGUUAGCGGCAAAACGAAAAAAAAAAAGGAAAUGAAAUAAGGAAUCGUUACGUUUGCAGAAAAGUGGCGAGUUGGCGCCACGCUUGUUUGUUUCGUUCCCAAACACACACACACACACAGACGGGACUUGUGGUCGUUUCAUUCCGAGGGCGACCAAUCACUUUGAGUGCAAAUGACGCUUCCAGACGCAGAACUCUUGUCUCAUUCCAGAAACAUUCCCGUGAAAUGGCACCGCCCAGUGUCAUGUACAUAGUUAUGCAAUACGCUCUCUCUUGUCCUUUUUUUUUUUGUAACCUGUCUGUCGCCAUGGGGAUGGACCUCACCCCCGUCCCAUCUCCUCCUCCGUUGCCAUGCUGUUGCUGCCAGCGACCAAGAGGUUGAAAGAUUCAAAAAGAAAAAGAAGUGGCGGCUUUUUUUUUUUUUUUUAGUUCCCCCGCGGGUUUUCGCCAUCCUCUCUUGAGUCCCUUUCCUGUUUUUCUUCUUUCAUUUGUUGAGCUGGUAAAAAAAUGAAAAGCACCUCUGUCAAAGUUGCUGGAUGCUGAAGAUGACGAUGGGUUCAUUAACUGAAGUCUUUCUUUUUCCUUUUAGUUUUGUUUUUGAAUGGUUUGUUUUUGUUUUCUUACCAAAACGUUAGAGCAAGAACCCAGUGUUGGACUUGCUUUGCUGUGCUAGUAUUUAUUUUCAAUUAAAUUAAAACAAAUACAUUUCA
Syngnathus typhle (broad-nosed pipefish) is the source of this 4421-nucleotide messenger RNA. It is a transcript of the gene akt3b, whose product is annotated as v-akt murine thymoma viral oncogene homolog 3b. The coding region runs from base 1127 to 2566 and encodes 479 amino acids. The record is from RefSeq and is a predicted model, not a curated record. NCBI's taxonomy places the organism in Eukaryota, Metazoa, Chordata, Actinopteri, Syngnathiformes, Syngnathidae. Gene Ontology annotation, biological process: protein phosphorylation. The transcript has 14 exons. Gene Ontology annotation, molecular function: protein serine/threonine kinase activity; ATP binding.